AUGGUUGUGUACAUUAUUAAGGAAACAAUCUUUCUCUUUCUCACUGGACUUGGUCUUUUGGGGAACAUGGCUGUUUUUGCCAAUUAUAUAUGCAUUUUCUUUGUGGGUACUGAGAAGAGGUCAGUACACCUUAUUCUCAUCCACUUAGCUUUUACAAAUAUCAUACUUCUCUUUUCCAAAGGAACACCAAAUACAAUAGCUACUUUUGGUUUGGGAAACCUCCUGGGUGAUGGAGGCUGCAAAACUGUUGUUUAUCUGGAGAGGGUGGCUCGGGGCCUCUCCAUCUGCACCAGCAGCCUCCUUGUGGUGGUCCAGGCUGUCAUCAUGAGCCCCGGGGCCUCUGUGUGGGGGAGAGCCAGACCCAGGUCCGCUGGGCACAUCCUCCCACUGCUUCUCUUCUUUUGGAUACUCAAUUGCUUCAUCAGCAUGAAUUUACUCUGUUACAUAAGAAGUACCAACAGCAUGAACACAUCACUGACCAGAAGUCAUCGCUACUGUUAUUUUGUACCAGAAAGCUGGAUAAUAAGAUGGGUGUUUUUCACUUUCCUGUUCCUGCGCGACGCCCUGUUUCAGGGCCUCAUGGCCUGUGCCAGUGACUACCUGGUGCUUCUCCUGCACGCACACCACAAACACGUCCUCUACCUGCAGAACACCCAGCUUCUCUGUACCACUGCCCCUGAGAUCAGAGCUGCCCAGAGUGUUCUCCUCCUCAUGCUUUGCUUCCUUUCUUUUUAUUGGACAGAUUGUAUUAUUUCUCUAUAUUUGUCUUUCUCCUUAGAGCAGGAUUCCAUAACAGCAAAUGUUCGAGAAUUUGCAGCUGUUGGUUAUGCAGUUCUCAGCCCAUUUGUGCUGAUUCACAGAGAUGGAAUCCGGCUGAAUGUUGGUAUAUGCAACAAGAUUGGGUAA
This is a messenger RNA of Oryctolagus cuniculus (rabbit), 906 nucleotides long. Its product is annotated as vomeronasal 1 receptor oryCunV1R1523. Lineage: Eukaryota; Metazoa; Chordata; Mammalia; Lagomorpha; Leporidae. Gene Ontology annotation, molecular function: pheromone receptor activity. The record is from RefSeq and is marked provisional. Gene Ontology annotation, cellular component: membrane. Gene Ontology annotation, biological process: G protein-coupled receptor signaling pathway.